AUGGAACGCGCGAGGGCCUACGAGAAAUACCGCUCUCUUAUCUUCCGACUCUUUGUCACCGAGGGCUUGACGCGCGAGCAGGCCAAGCUCGAGUUUGAGAGACUGGAACUGGAGCCCCGGUUGACGAUCAACCAAUGGAAAACCUUGCUACGCAAUUUGCGUAUCUAUAAGAACAUCCGGGGCGAGAACGCCGCUUGCGCUCAGACUAUCCUCGAUCAAAUGCCGGAUGGUGGGCACUGCCUGAUCUUUGAACAUGGUGUGCUUCAAGAUAAUCAUGAAAUCACCCAGCAUAAUCGCAGAAGGCAGAAAAAGCCGAAGAAGGCCACUUCUCCAAAGCCUAAAAGAAUCAGUCUACCUUUCAAUAUUACCGCUCUCAGUAACCCGACCACUUUCAGAGACUUUCAGUACCUUCUUUACAUUACUCGAAUCCAUUUUGAGUCCUCUUUUGACACUGGUAGAUGGGCGCCAAACAAUCAGGGACUUUGUGCUAGGAGCCCGGACCUCCGAGAUCAAGUAGGGGGGCUCAGUAAGCUACAUAAUCGGAUAUUCUAUGCGUUGAGGCACUUGAAAGAUGGGCAAAGUGAUCAAGCCCAGGAAUUAUUACAAGACGCUUCUACUCUACAAAGAUCAGUUGUGAGGUACUCUCAUCAUCGACAAAUUCCAGACAUUCUUGGAAUACUGCUUAUGGUCUGGAGAUCUGGGAACAAGAAGUUACAACAUUCAAUCAGGGAUGAUCUGGUUGCUUUGGCAGCACAGAGUCUCCCGCAGAAUGACCCGCGCAGAUUGAUGCUUGAAUGCCUGGGAAAGCUGGACUUGGACCAGAUUCGCCCUCUUUACUUAGCAUUCGAUGCUUAUUGCCGUUCAUUAUGGAUGGAGCGAUCUUCUGGCAGCAUUAUCAAAGCAUAUGUCUCCUACAAUCAAGCCCGGUUUCCAAGAGCAGACGAGGGUGAAUUCUACAGCCUGUACAAGGGAAUGACGUUCGAGGGUAUUGGAAACACCCUAGCUCGGGUGGAUGUCGAGUUAGAGCCAUACAGCCAUGAGAACAUGCUGCUAUGGCACACCGCAAUCGAGUACCUCUGGAGUCGGGGAAGAUAUACAGAAAUGGGAUACAUCUGCGCACGUUUAUCCAAACGUAUUCAUCAGCUUGGGACAGAAUUCGAUUAUACUCAAAAACAGCAAUUGAACCAUGAUGCUUCUACCACUUCUCUUCUUCUUGGUCUGGCGCAUGAAGCCCUGGGAUGCCCUUGUAGCGCGAGAUUAGAAUUUGAACGCGCGGGCUCAACUUCGAGAUAA
This is a messenger RNA of Aspergillus melleus, 1293 nucleotides long. RefSeq lists its product as uncharacterized. Lineage: Eukaryota; Fungi; Ascomycota; Eurotiomycetes; Eurotiales; Aspergillaceae. The transcript has 2 exons. The record is from RefSeq and is a predicted model, not a curated record. Bases 1 to 1293 code for a protein of 430 amino acids.